AUGCGGUCCCUUGCGCGGCCACCGAGGCCGCCCAAGCCCCUGCCCCCGCUCGCCGCCUUCGUCCAGUCCAUGGGGUACGUGGAGGUGAAGAUGCGGUGGAAGAAGGACGCGUCCUUCGAUGCCGUCCCGGUGCUCGCGCACGCGCGGGACCUCCGCCCGCUCGCCUCCCUCGCGCGCCUCCUCUCCCCGUCGCCGACCCCCGUCUCCGCGGUCUCCAAGCUCCGCCGCUCGCUCGAGACCUCCGACCGCCGCGUCGCCUCCUUCCUGCGCCGCUUCCCCGCGGCCUUCGUCGAGUCCGUCGGGCCCGAGCACAACCACCCCUGGUUCCGCCUCUCGCCCUCCGCCGCGCGCCUCCAGCGGGAGGAGCGGGACGUCUUCGCCGCCCGCCGCGCCGACAUCACCUCCCGCCUUCGCCGCCUCAUUCUCAUGUCCCCGGCCCGCCGCCUCCCGCUCACCGUCGCGCAGGGCAUGCUCUGGCUCCUCGGCAUCCCGGAAGACUACUUCAAGCGCCCGGAUUUCGACAUUGGGCAAGAUGGAUUCAGGAUUCUGACCACCGGAGAUGCUGUAUUUUCCGAGGAUGAGAACCAUGGGAAGGAGCUGGGGCUCAUCGACGAUGGGAAAGAUCAAGAAAUGCCACUGUCGGUGCUUCAAAUGGGUGCCAUACGGAGGUUCGGAUCGGCAGAGGAGGUGCCCUUCCCGCUGUUCCCGUCCAAGGGUCUUCGGCUGAAGCGGAAGAUUGGAGACUGGAUGGAGGGAUUCCAGAAGCUGCCUUAUAUCUCUCCCUAUGAGGAUUUCAGCAACAUCCAUCGGGGUAGCGAUGUUUCAGAGAAGCGGGCGGUUGGGGUGCUCCACGAGCUGUUCAGUCUGUUUGUGACAUGCUCUGCCGAGAGGCGACGGUUACUCUGCCUCAGGACACACCUGGGGCUGUCACAGAAGUUUCAUCUGGUGUUUGAGCGGCACCCGCAUAUAUUCUACUUACUGUUGAAGGAGAAAACGUGCUUUGUUGUCCUCAAAGAGGCAUACAUGGCUGGGGGACACACAUCAAUUGAGGAGCAUCCCAUGCUGGAGGUGCGGAGCAAGUAUGCCAGGUUGAUGCAGGAGUCACAGGAGAUCAUAAGGCGCCGGCGAAGCGGGAAGCCGGUACAGUUGGAUCCUGAGGAUCAAGAGAGUGAGGAUUCGAAGGGUUUUUGCAACAAGAAUGAGGGGGCUUUACCCUUGGAAGCAGCAAAUUUGCAUGCAAAUAAAGGAGUUGUGCGCCUAUGCAAAGGGGAAAGCAGGAUCUCCUUUUCAGGUUGUUCAUGCAGCACAAGCAAUCUCACAUUGCUUAUCCCCUGA
This is a messenger RNA of Triticum turgidum subsp. durum (durum wheat), 1335 nucleotides long. The record is from the annotation of a GenBank genome assembly. NCBI's taxonomy places the organism in Eukaryota, Viridiplantae, Streptophyta, Magnoliopsida, Poales, Poaceae.